This is a messenger RNA of Odobenus rosmarus divergens (Pacific walrus), 2454 nucleotides long. RefSeq names its product mediator complex subunit 17 (gene MED17). Gene Ontology annotation, cellular component: mediator complex; core mediator complex. The record is from RefSeq and is a predicted model, not a curated record. Gene Ontology annotation, biological process: regulation of transcription by RNA polymerase II. Gene Ontology annotation, molecular function: transcription coregulator activity. The transcript is spliced from 13 exons. Lineage: Eukaryota; Metazoa; Chordata; Mammalia; Carnivora; Odobenidae. The coding region runs from base 153 to 2108 and encodes 651 amino acids.
AGGGAACUGCAGUGCAUUCUGGGAAAGUCGCUUGGUCCUCGGCUUUGUGUCCCGCCCCACCGCAGGGUUUGGUAUUCCGAGGUGAGCGGAGGCGCCUCUGUUUCCCACCUCGGGUUUUGGCUUGCGCAGGGGAUCCUCCCGACGCCGCUAGCAUGUCUGGAGUGCGCGCUGUGCGGAUCAGCAUCGAGUCGGCCUGCGAGAAGCAGGUCCAGGAGGUCGGCCUGGAUGGCACUGAGACGUACCUGCAGCCGCUGUCCAUGUCGCAGAACCUGGCGCGCCUGGCCCAGCGGAUCGACUUCAGCCAGGGUUCGGGCUCCGAGGAGGAGGAGGCGGCGGGCGCCGAGGGCGACGCGCAGGACUGGGCGGGCGCCGGGUCCAGCGCGGACCAGGACGAUGAGGAAGGGUUGGUAAAAUUUCAACCUUCCCUUUGGCCUUGGGACUCAGUGAGGAACAAUUUGAGAAGUGCCCUGACAGAGAUGUGUGUUCUCUAUGAUGUCCUCAGUAUUGUUAGGGAUAAAAAAUUUAUGACGCUUGAUCCGGUCUCUCAGGAUGCACUUCCUCCAAAACAGAAUCCACAGACACUGCAGUUGAUAUCGAAAAAGAAGUCGCUCGCUGGAGCAGCACAGAUCCUGUUGAAAGGGGCAGAAAGACUGACCAAAUCAGUUACUGAAAACCAAGAAAAUAAGCUGCAAAGAGACUUCAACUCUGAGCUUUUGAGAUUACGGCAACACUGGAAACUCAGAAAAGUUGGGGAUAAGAUUCUUGGAGAUCUGAGCUACAGAAGUGCAGGAUCUCUCUUUCCCCAUCAUGGUACAUUUGAAGUAAUAAAGAAUACAGAUAUUGAUCUGGAUAAGAAGAUACCUGAAGAUUACUGUCCCCUUGAUGUUCAAAUUCCUAGCGAUUUAGAGGGGUCUGCCUAUAUCAAGGUUUCAAUUCAGAAACAGGCUCCAGACAUAGGUGAUCUGGGCACAGUCAACCUCUUCAAACGACCUUUGCCCAAAUCCAAACCAGGUUCCCCACAUUGGCAGACGAAAUUAGAAGCAGCACAAAACGUUCUUUUGUGUAAAGAAAUUUUUGCACAGCUCUCUCGGGAAGCUGUUCAAAUUAAGUCACAGAUCCCUCACAUUGUGGUGAAAAACCAGAUUAUCUCUCAGCCCUUUCCAAGCUUGCAGUUAUUGAUUUCUUUAUGCCAUUCCUCAAAUGAUAAGAAAUCCCAAAAAUCUGCUACUGAGAAGCAAAGUCCGGAGGACCAUCUUUAUGUCUUAGAGCAUAAUUUGCAUCUACUAAUUAGAGAGUUUCAUAAACAGACCUUGAGUUCCAUCAUGAUGCCUCAUCCAGCAAGUGCACCUUUUGGUCACAAGAGAAUGAGACUUUCAGGCCCUCAAGCUUUCGAUAAGAAUGAAAUCAGUUCACUACAAUCCAGUGAAGGGCUUCUGGAAAAAAUAAUUAAACAAGCAAAGCAUAUUUUCCUGAGGAGCAGAACUGCUGCAACCAUUGACAGCUUAGCAAGUCGCAUCGAAGACCCUCAGAUACAGGCUCACUGGUCAAAUAUUAAUGAUGUUUAUGAAUCCAGUGUGAAGGUUUUAAUCACAUCACAAGGUUAUGAACAGAUAUGCAAGUCCAUCCAGCUGCAGUUGAAUAUCGGAGUUGAGCAGAUCCGAGUUGUACACAGAGAUGGAAGAGUGAUUACACUGUCUCAUCAGGAGCAGGAGCUCCAGGAUUUCCUUCUGUCCCAGAUGUCACAGCAUCAGGUGCAUGCAGUUCAGCAGCUCGCCAAGGUCAUGGGCUGGCAGGUGCUCAGCUUCAGUAAUCAUGUGGGACUUGGGCCCAUAGAGAGCAUUGGCAAUGCGUCCGCCAUCACCGUGGCCUCCCCGAGCGGCGACUAUGCUAUUUCAGUUCGUAAUGGCCCUGAAAGUGGCAGCAAGAUCAUGGUUCAGUUUCCCCGUAACCAGUGUAAAGAUCUUCCAAAAAGUGAUGUUUUACAAGAUAGCAAAUGGAAUCAUCUUCGUGGACCAUUCAGAGAAGUUCAGUGGAAUAAAAUGGAAGGUCGAAACUUUGUUUAUAAAAUGGAGCUGCUUAUGUCUGCACUUAGCCCUUGCCUACUGUGAGUUUUGUUUCCAGAACAGUUUCUAGAUUAUUUUUUUCCAGAGAAGUUUCCAGAAACUGACUUGAGAAGAACUAUAAGCACAAGGAAGAGAAAUUUUCCAAAGGAGUAUUGUUUAAAAAAAAAAAAAAGCAAAUGUUUACCUAGCAUUUUGAAACCUUUCACUUUAUAAGUGCCAAGUGCUUUGAAAUGCAGACGCUUAUGUACAGUUACAGGGUAUAUAGUAUGGGGAGAUGUAAAACAACUUUUUUUAUGCAGUUAAAAUGUUACUAAUUUAUGGGUUUGAAUUCAACUUUUUUAAAUAUUCCUUUGAUGUUGACAUCAAAUAAAGCAUAUGGUUAAAAAUUCCA